AUGGCGACGGACGGUAGCGUGGGACCCCCGCCACACAGCGAGCAUGAUCACCUGUUCAAGCUGCUGCUUGUCGGUGAUUCAGGCGUAGGCAAGAGUUGCUUGCUUUUAAGAUUUACCACCGACACGUUCGACGAUCUUUCGCCGACCAUCGGUGUGGACUUCAAACUUAAAUCAGUGACCGUCAACGGCAAGCGGAUCAAGCUAACAAUAUGGGACACAGCCGGUCAGGAGCGAUUCCGUACGCUCACAAGCUCGUAUUACCGUGGAGCCCAGGGAAUUAUCCUGGUGUACGACGUGACGCGGCGAGACACGUUCACGAAUCUGUCGGACGUGUGGCUCAAGGAGAUCGACAUGUACUCCACCGUCUCGGACUGCGUCCUCAUGCUGGUCGGCAACAAGGUUGAUAAGGAGUCGGAGCGGCAAGUGGCGAAGGAGGAGGGCAUAGCGUUUGCACGGCAGUACGGCUCGCUCUUCCUCGAGUGCUCUGCCAAGACACGUCUCAACGUGCAACAGUGCUUCUCUGAACUAGUACAGAAGAUCAUAGAGACGCCCUCGCUGGUGGCGCACAACACGCACGCCACCAAAGUGCUGCGCAACUUGCAAGCAGAGUCUAACCCCGUCUCCGACCCCAGUGGCAGCUGCGGAUGCUGA
Messenger RNA from Closterium sp. Naga37s-1, 651 nucleotides. The record is from the annotation of a GenBank genome assembly. Lineage: Eukaryota; Viridiplantae; Streptophyta; Zygnematophyceae; Desmidiales; Closteriaceae.